AUGAAGUGGCAUAUAAUCGCUGCAGUUUUACUCACAGCAGCUUUCAUCCCUAAAGAAAUUCUGGCUAAGCCAUCAAAAGCUAGAUAUCGAAGUAAAGGAAUUUCUAAAAGCUCAAAGCUUAAGAACAAUCCAGCGAAUCGUCGCCCUACAAGUACCUCAGUGACAUCCUACAAUCCUCGAACUUCAAUAUUCAGACCAAUUCCAUCAGCAGGACCAUCUCUUCCUCCACCACCUCCACCAUCACCUUCUUCUCACUUUGGAAGACUCCGAUUAUCAUCCGGUUCUCAACCAACACGAUCGAGAACACCAUCACCGCAAUCAAGCAGCCCUUCGAAGUCAACCGCAUCCGGAGGAUCAAGGAACACGUAUCGUUACCAAAAUCCAUAUGUUCCAACAGCGACAAACCCACUCCUAGCUGUGCAGCCUGGUAUUGCUCACCUACCUAUAACUUCGGGUACAGCUUCUGGAGUUAGUUUGGUAACUCGGAGGCGCCAUGUUAAGGCACGGACAUCGCUUCAGCAGCUGGGGACUAUUUCAAGGAAUUCACGAUCUCAAACUCGAAGUAUCAAUCCACCACCUCUAGUUCGUAGUCCGUCACAGAAUCCACCACCUCUACCUUCGUAUCAGUUCCCUUCACUGUAUCCAGUUCGUCCACCACGAACUAGAACUACCAAACCACCAGCUAAAGUUGCCAAUUCUGUACCAGGACCUUCAGAGUCUCGACCAACAUCUAUAACUGCUCUCGUUCAAGCAGGAGCUGCUCCAGCACCAGGAUCCCGAGCAGCCCAAAAAGCGGCAAAGACGAGUAAUAUGAAACCCGGAAUCAGCAAAAGCGAAACUAAGGAACAAGCUACGCCUCAGCAGAUCAAUGCCAAUAUUGGAACUUGCAAGGAUAAAAAUGCUUCAGCUGAUAAGUGCUUCGACAUAUUAAUUCUUGCACUCUCUUGGGGCCCUGCGACGAAAGCCUUGCGAUAUGCCAUUGAGUCUCCGAUUAAUAGAGCAGAGUGGAGCAUUCAUGGAUUUUGGCCUUCAUCGAAAAACAACGGACGUGUUCCAUUCAGCUGCGAUUUGAAAAAAAAAUUCUAUGAUCACGAACAAAUCUUACCUAUAAAGGACCUUCUGAAAGAAAACUGGCUUUCACUUAACGGGUUUUCUAGGAGCAACCGAGAAUUUUGGGAGCAUGAAUGGAUAAAACAUGGCACAUGUGCUUCAAGGUUGCCUGCAAUGAAAAAUGUUAGACUAUACUUUGAAAAGACCUUGGAAAUUUUUUAUAAAGCCAAUGUUUACGCUAAACUUACUGCUGGAGGCUUCAGGCCUAGGACAGUGAUGACCCAAAAAGAUAUGCGAGAUAAAAUCUCAAUGAUUUUAAAGCAGAGGGUUAAUAUCGCGAUUCAAUAUCACCCAAGAACAAGCGAGAUGUGGCUGAGCGAAAUAAGGCUUUGCUACGACCUCCACUUCAAUGCUGUAGAUUGUCCACCAAAUCGCGCGUCGCAGAUGGCUGAUAAGGAGAACUUAAUGAUAAUUUAUUCUUUAUAAGUUUUUCUUUAACUAAAUGAACUUUCAAGAGAAUAAAAGAAAAUUCGAAAAAGCUUAA
Molecule: messenger RNA, 1594 nt
Organism: Cotesia glomerata
Lineage: Eukaryota; Metazoa; Arthropoda; Insecta; Hymenoptera; Braconidae
Product: serine/arginine repetitive matrix protein 1-like
Exons: 5
Coding region: 1-1536 (511 amino acids)
Biological process (GO): RNA catabolic process
Cellular component (GO): extracellular region
Molecular function (GO): RNA binding; ribonuclease T2 activity
Source: RefSeq, a predicted model, not a curated record